Molecule: messenger RNA, 1429 nt
Organism: Rubroshorea leprosula
Lineage: Eukaryota; Viridiplantae; Streptophyta; Magnoliopsida; Malvales; Dipterocarpaceae
Source: the annotation of a GenBank genome assembly
CAUUCCAUUCUUUCUGCAUAACCAGAAACCUUCCUCUUCCACAGGACUUGACCUUUUCUUGGCUUCUGUCAGAAUCCUUCUCUUGGUUUUGUUGUCAUGGAAGGUGGUUUGUGUUUGCUUGGUGGUGGUGGUGGUUCGUCUGGAGUUUCCACAAAUGAGUCAGGUGUAUCAUCUGAGGCAACUUCAUACCCAGCUGAGAGUGAGUUGGAGUUGGGUCUGGGGCUGAGCCUUGGUGGUGGUGGUGGUGGUGGAGGAGGCGGGGCUGGCAAGACUAAGACUGGCACUGCAUGGGGUGAGUGUGGUAGGAUUUUGACCGCCCAGGAUUUUCCUUCUGUUGUCUCUCAGAGGGCUAAUGGCGGUUCCUCCUCUGCUGCUCCCGUCUCCGGGACAAAGAGAGCCGCUGACUCUGUUACACAUGAGGGUGGAUCUCCUACUGCUGUCAGUCAAGUUGUGGGAUGGCCACCCAUCAGGGCUUAUAGGAUGAACAGUUUAAAGGCUCCAAGAGCAGAGGAGGAGAAGGCAGUGGAUGAAAAAGAUAAAUCCAAGGAAGCUUUGAAAAAGAAAAUUUGUAAUGUUAACAAAACCAGUGGUGCUGUUAAUGAAAAAGGGCAUCUAGGGUUUGUUAAGGUGAACAUGGAUGGAGUUACAAUAGGAAGGAAGGUAGAUCUGAACGCUCAUGCUUGCUAUGAGACUCUGGCCCAAGCACUUGAAGACAUGUUUUUCCGGCCCCCUUCAGCCGUCAACUUGACUGAAAAAGAAGGAGCUAAGCAGUCAAAACUCUUAAAUGGCUCAUCAGAAUUUGUUCUGACUUACGAAGAUAAAGAGGGUGACUGGAUGCUUGUUGGAGAUGUUCCUUGGGGGAUGUUUCUCAGCUCAGUUAGAAGACUUCGAAUCAUGAGGACCUCUGAGGCUAAUGGACUUGCUCCAGGACUCCAUGACAGGAAUAAUAGACAAAGAAACAAGCCUAUAUGAGCAUCAUUCCCAUCUCUACAUUUAAAUUGCAGAAAUAUGAAAGAAACUUCGAAUUUCAAAACAGAAGCAAAAGGAUAGCAAAGAAGUUGAUGUUCUGAUAAUGGUUUUUCUCAGUGGUUUUUUGGUUUUGUUAGGCCACAUUCAUUUUAGUGUUUUUCUCUUAUAUAGUGAGAUCAUACAAGUAUGCAAACACGACAGGAUGUUGUUUUGUCAUACUGUAAAUAUGGGAGUAAGUCGAUAUCUAGAGUGUUGUUGACGAGUGUUGCUCGAAUCAAACAGCUCUGUUUUACUUUUGUGACAGAAGAAAAUGCAUGGUGUGAUUCUGAUGUUUAAACAUUACCUCAUUCUCUGUUUUCGCUGGUUGGCCUCAUCUUCUAUGUUAUACUUGAAUGGAUGCUUUUAUGUUGUUUGCGGCUUUUCUGAAAGAGAAAAAAAGGAAAAAAGAUGUAAUAUGAAU